AUGAAGAAAAGAAACUUCAGUCUUGCUUCUAGAUGCCCUUUCUGUAGAAAUGAAGAAGAAAAUGUUGAACACAUUAUGUGGAAGUGCAACCAUAGUGAAAUUUUGUGGAAAUGGCUUGGGGACAUGUUAUGUUUUAAAAAUCCAAUUUCCUUUGAAGAGAUAUUUGAAAUGGCAAAACAUAAGAGCUCUGCAGUUAAAGAAAUAUGGAUGAUAGCUGCUUUCAUUACUCAUAGUGAACUCUGGUUCAUGAGAAAUGAAUGUGUGUUUGAAGAUGCAAGAUUCAAUGCCCAAAAUAUUCAGUCUAGAAUUCUAAAACUUACUACAGACAGUGAAGUAAGAAUGAAGUGUAAAAUGUGGAACACAGAAUAUGACUUGCAGAUUCUGAAGGUUUUCAAUAUGAGCCGUAGAAGAAUCUCUUCCACAAGAAUAAAAGAAAUCUUGUUUUCUCUGCCAGUGAACAAUCAGGAAUGUCAGGGUGGUUUGGGAGUAGCUACAAAUUAUUUUGCAGAAGUCAUGGAAUUACUGUGUGCUGGAGAAUGGGCUAUCAUGAAUGGAAAACUGAAGGUUAUCUUUAGAAUAGACUCAAGAGCAGUUAUUACAGCUUUUUCAUCUGGUCACAUUCCAUGUUACAGAGAAGUAAACUUCUCUGCAGAUGCUAUGGCAAAAAAAGGAGCAAAUAUGGCAAGAGGGGAAAGCUUAUUCUUCACAGGAAAACCUCCAUUUUUACACAGUAUGGAAGUGGAAUUUCACCCUACUAUAGAUUUAGCUAAAUAUUUCAUAUAA
Molecule: messenger RNA, 783 nt
Organism: Papaver somniferum (opium poppy)
Lineage: Eukaryota; Viridiplantae; Streptophyta; Magnoliopsida; Ranunculales; Papaveraceae
Exons: 3
Coding region: 1-783 (260 amino acids)
Source: RefSeq, a predicted model, not a curated record